UUUUCAAAUUUAACAAAUAAACAAAUUCUCAAUGUGCUUUAAAAAAAUAAGCCAAACACAAACACGGAUUUCUUAGUGGGCGAGGGUAAAUGUUUAAAAAGAAAUUGUGAUGAUUGUUGGAUAGUGACGAUUUGUGACGCGUUUACGUGGAUUAUUCACUACAAGAACUGAGCAAAGUAACAAAACAUCACUCAGUAUGAUGCACUGAUGCAGUGUUGUUGUAUCAGUGCAAACUGCAAUGUAAAUCAAUACCUCGGUCAAAAGUAUUUGAGGUAUUUUGCGUCAGCUCUUGAGUUGGCUCGGAUUGGAUUGUGCAAGUGUACCUAAUGAAGUGUCCCCUGAUCUUGGUAUUCUGCAUCUUUAUGAUGGGGCGCCUCUUAGUGACGACACAGAGGUACUUCGCUCUUGGUGUACAGGGCUGCUGCCAUGACGACCGACAAACCCGCACUUGGAUGACCGACUGACCAAAACAAUUGUGACUUUUCCCACUCGACAGGUUAUCAGCAACAAAUGGAGGGCUCGGUGCUGUUGCCAGUGGAGGCAGAGGCGUUCGUUGAAAGUUUGGAGAUAUUUGCCCUCAAAGACGUGGGCUCGACGAGGUGGUUCAGACAGCAUGAGCACAUUGAGAAGCUCAACAUGCAAGCAAUACUGAGUGCUUCUGCCACACUGGAUGAGUACAUCAAGGAGAUGCUGGUGUCUCAUGGAAAGAUCUCAGUUCUGGUUCAUGAAAUGAUCCUGACUGAAGUGUGGAAGCAAAAAAUAUUCCCCAUCUUAUGCCAACUACAGGACUUCACGCCAAAGAACACGUUUCCUCUUUACAUGGUGAUCCACCACGAAGCCACCAUCAUCAACUUGCUGGAGACUGUCAUGUUUCACAAGGACUCGUGCGAUGCCAGCGACGACUCUAUCCUUGACUUGGUGGAUUACUGCCAUCGGAAGCUAAUCCUGCUGGCCGCCAACACCGGCAGGGACGGCAACGUGUCUCACAACAUGCAAAAGGCAGCCGGCGAGGCGGUUCUGUCCUCUAAAGAGGAGUUACAGAUUCAAGCUGGGGAGCUGGAGUUCAACGUUUCCUUGAAGGCUUUGUCUGUGCUGCGCUACAUCACUGACCACACUGACAGUAUCAGUGCCAUUAACCGAAUGCUCUGCACACAUAACGUGCCUUGUUUACUGGUGCGCCUGAUUGAGUGCUGCCCGUGGAGUCGCUGCACAGCAGGCAGCAUAGAGAAGCACAUCAACGGCAAAUGGCAGAAGAUUCCAGCGGAAGACCGCCUGAAGAUGACAAAACUGGACGGACAGGUCUGGAUUUCGCUGCACAAUCUGCUCCUCAAAGAAGACUGCCAACGAAAAUAUGACUUCAACAGUUUCAAUAAGAGUCAGCUUCUUAAGCUACGCAGUUUCCUGACUGAGGUGUUGAUCGACCAGCUUCCCAACUUGGCUGACCUCCAGCGCGUCCUGGCUCAUCUCGCAGUUACAGACCCCGAACCUCCGAAGAAGGAACUUGUUUUAGAGCAGAUCCCUGAAAUGUGGAACCACAUCAUGAGGGAGAAUACCGAUAAGUGGAAGGCCAUUGCCAAGUAUCAAGUCAAAGAAACGUUUAACGUCUCGGAAAAAGACCUGAGGCUGCAGGCACAGAGGUUGGCUCAGACGUACAAUUUGGAUAUGUUGGAGAAUUUGCUCCCCGAGAAACCAAAGUGUGGCUGUUGCGGGAGAGAGGCGACGAAGAGAUGCUCUCGAUGCCAAGGGGAGUGGUACUGUCACAGAGAAUGUCAGGUGAAACACUGGCCAAAACACAAGAAAGCCUGCCAGCUCAUGAUGGAGGCCAACAGGAAGAUCCAGCCUGGCCUGUGCAAUAACAACAAGGAGAGAUGAACAGCAUGAACUGACAGGAGAGUUUCAUUAAAAUUUUCAUGUAAUUUCAACAACUCCCCAUUUGGUUUAAUAAACUGCUUCUUCUGUCCUGGAAGAAAUUUGCAAGUUCAUUACAGAUUUUUGUUUCUUUUGAUAUGCACAUUCAUUGCCUAGUCACAACAUUAGGUACAUUAGGUUUGUUUGAGGAUGCUUUUAUUUUUCAUAUAUAUUAAUAAGAACAAAACCCGUUGCAGAGCCACCACCAUGCCUCUUCUCACCACCCUCAGAGUCAAUCAACUAGUCCUCUUUCAGAAUCAUGUGACUGCUGACCAUCGUGCCUCAAUCAGCUUGACUGGUGCUGUCACAUGACCCAGGCAUGGCCAGUCGUCAGGUUGCACCAGGCCAUUGGUUCCUCCUCAUGCUCUUCUCAACCACCUCCUCCUUCAACCUUAACUCAAACGGCAGCGGCCCACCUCACAUUCCAAUCAGCGUUUCGCGUUAAAAAGAAGGCAUCUGUGAUGGUAUGGGGCUGUGUUAGCACCAAUGGCAUGGGUAACUUACACAUCUGUGAAGGCACCAUUAAUGCUGAAAGGUACAUACAGGUUUUGGAGAAACAUAUGCUGCCAUCCAAGCAACGUCUUUUUCAUGGACGCCCCUGCUUAUUUCAGCAAGACAACGCCAAACCACA
Messenger RNA from Phycodurus eques (leafy seadragon), 2539 nucleotides. RefSeq names its product zinc finger, MYND-type containing 10 (gene zmynd10). The record is from RefSeq and is a predicted model, not a curated record. Gene Ontology annotation, cellular component: centriolar satellite; cytoplasm. Lineage: Eukaryota; Metazoa; Chordata; Actinopteri; Syngnathiformes; Syngnathidae. Bases 511 to 1872 code for a protein of 453 amino acids. Gene Ontology annotation, biological process: outer dynein arm assembly; inner dynein arm assembly; motile cilium assembly. The transcript has 12 exons.